This is a messenger RNA of Nematostella vectensis (starlet sea anemone), 3518 nucleotides long. Its product is annotated as zinc finger CCCH domain-containing protein 18. Gene Ontology annotation, molecular function: metal ion binding. Lineage: Eukaryota; Metazoa; Cnidaria; Anthozoa; Actiniaria; Edwardsiidae. The coding region runs from base 192 to 3440 and encodes 1082 amino acids. The record is from RefSeq and is a predicted model, not a curated record. The transcript is spliced from 17 exons.
AGAGCUGCAUUCUAUGAGUCUGACCGCCAUGUUUCCGUCUCAUGGUCUUGUUUUAAAAAUUGCUCUUUCUGUGAAAAUGAACUUUUUCGCGCUUUAAAACACCGUAAACUACUCGCAAAGAUGAGGUAACUACCCCCUGUGUAGUGGUGGAUACGCAUUUUGUUGGUUUUUUGGCAUUUUUAGUUAUCAUAAUGAGUUCUGAAGAAAGCCCUUCUGCUGCUUCCUCUGCCGUUGCAAAUGUUACUACUGAAUCGUCUAAGUCUCUGAAAGAAGAGGGACAGUUAGUCAGCAAGGUUGAGGCCGUACAUCUCACUCAUCAUCCUGACAGUGUGCCUGGUAUCAGUAAUAAGAUUGAGAGCAGCAAAGAUGGGAUGCUUGAAGCUGAGGAGGGUGAACUUGACUAUGAAGAGGAUGAAGGUGAAAUUGUAGACCCACUUCCUGCCAAGGAGGACACGCCUAAGAAACCAGCCGACAGUAGUAAAGAGGACGGAGAGCUUGAAGAAGGGGAACUCAAUGAGGAGGGCGAGGAGGGGGAGAUCCUGUCCGAUGAAGAAAACAAGGGACCAUCAAACAAGGAUGUGGAUCGAGAGGAAGGAGAGAUCCCAGAUGAUGAAGAUAUUGAAGAAGGAGAAGUUGUUGAACCAGUUGAAGCUGUACAACAAGGUCGCGGCCCCCAAAGAAAGCUGUGUAGAUUCUUUGCUUCAGGAAGUUGCACGUGGGGUAUCAACUGCAGAUUCUUCCAUCCUGGUGUUCAUGAUAAAAUUCCCCAGCAAAUGACACCACAGGGAGGCCCGUACCAGAUGCCUUUUCCAAGACCAAAUGUUCCCUCCCACCCCCUCAUGGGAGUCAUGAUGCCCAUGGCCACCGUGAGUAAUGGAGAGUUUGAUCAGCCGGAGGAAGAAGGUGCAGAACUUGUAGCCCCUCCUGCCCCGCCCGCUAAGGAGACAGCUUGGGAAAGAGGGCUCAGACUUGCUAAGGAGAAUAAGAAAAAAGCCAUGAUGCGCAAGGUUGAAGAUACAGACUUUGAGCAGAAGCGCAUGUCGCUGGGGAUCAGUGAUGUAGCCGAUGAGGAAGAUGGGAACAAAGAGAACCAAACUCGUCGCCGGGACUCCAACCACACCAAGAAGAGUGAUGAGGAUGGCAGUAAUUACCGUAAUGGGGGGUCUCACCACAAGGUUUCCUCACCCUAUAGAUACAGGGACAGAAGGAAGAGAAAAACUUAUCGAUCUCCCUCCUCCUCACCUGACAGACGAAGUAGCAGGCGGCGUGGAGGAGAACGAGAUAAAACGAGAUCCAAAGACAAGUCCAGAGACAGCGAUAGAAAAGAAAGAGAGCGGCCAAGACGUGCAAAACCGGCCGAGAAGACGCCAGACGAAUCGGGAAAAGUCCGCAGCAAGACGAAGGAUUCAGGGUCCGUGAUAGAUCCCCAGGGUACUCCACUCAAAGAGGUUAAACCUGAAGAGCCAUCGGUAGUAGAACCUGAAGUUGCAAAGAGCGCCAAAGAUGUUGAUCUUGAGAAGAAGGAUGAGGAGAAGAGUGAAGAGGUCAAGGAGAUUGGUGAGGAUAAGGGGAAGCCCGCGAAGUCAGGUUACACUGGAAUCACAAGCACACGAUUCGGCAGUGAUGAGUGGCAUGAUCCAUGGCAGCGAACGACCUCGCCAAAGCGUCGCUCACCUCGGAGAUCCUCGUCAUCCUACUCGUCACGCUCUCGUAGUUCUUCGUCGUCGUCUUCGGGCUCGUCACACUCUUCACGGUCGCAAUCACACACUCCUUCAUCAGGCUCAGGGUCACGGAAUUCGUCACGCUCUGCUUCACGGUCACAGAGUCACAGUGUGUCACGUUCACGGUCCAAGUCUCUGUCACAGUCACGCUCUCGUUCGCAGUCACACUCUGCAUCCCGGUCAGUGUCACGAUCAAGGUCAAGGUCACGCUCUGGGUCACGAUCAAGAACACGGUCCCAUUCCCCUUCUGACCACUCGAGUGUUGGCAGCAGAAGUCCUAGCAAGCAGCCACAGACUCCACCCCAUGAAAGCGGCAAAGAAGAAUCCAAGAAAACAAGCCCAGCUUCGUCUGCUCAUUCUUCGGCAGAUUCUGAAUCUGAAUCUGAAUCCGAUUCUGGCUCAAACUCUUCCCGAUCACGUAGCCCUAGUCCGUCGCCCCCACACGCUCCCAGCCCUCCACGACCCUGGCCUCGUUCGCCAAUCUCUCGAGGACCGCCGGAUAGUGAUGUUAGAAAUAGAAGAAACCGCUUUGAGUUUGACCAAAGGGGAGACAGGCCGGAACGUUGGAGAGUUCCCCACAUGCCUCCCCAGUGGGACAGGAGAGGUCCCCCGGGAAGAGGACAAUGGGAUGAUCCUUUCAGGGAUCGUGGUGGAUACGCCCGAAGAGAUAGAGGGCCUCCUAGACGUAGGCGAUCCAGGAGUCCCCCCCACAGACGGGAUGUGGAUUCCAGAAGGCCCAUCCCGCCAGGCAUUGAACAACCCCAGCGACGGCGGAGAUCGUCCAGCGGCGACAGCAUGGAUCACGCUCUUGCUCGCCCCAGCUCUCCCCGCCGUGACCAAGGUCGCCGUAAUCCCGACCAGUCUCGUAUUCAACGCGGUAGCGAAAACGAAAGCGAGAGGGGUCCCCGUGGGGACGGUCGUGCACCCCACCCCACCCAGGAAGGGUGGUCCGCUGAGCGUAGAAAGCAGGCUCAUACUGUGCCGUUGACGUCAGGGAAUGUGCGUUACACGGGACACAAGGACAUCAAGCUAACCCUGAACAAGUCCGCGUCCAAGGCGCCUGCCCGGACUUCAGCGCCACGCUCACCCCCAAGACAAGCGGAAGCCAUUGGCAGCUCUCGAGAUGUCGGGAAGGAAACCGUAAGAGACGGCGGCAGAGAUAGCGGAAGAGAUGGAAGAGAUACAGGAAGAGAAAGCUGGAGAGAUGGCGCAAGAGAUAGUGGAAGAGAUUCCGAAAGAAAGCGCUGGCCCCGUCCACCCUCCCCAGAACCCGCGCGGCACUCUCAUCCCGACGUCACCUCGUCCCAGUCCCCAGCUUUGAAAACCGUCAAACGUCCUUCCGAUAAUGCGGCAUCUAAGCGCUUAGAAGAAAACGCUCGUAAACCGCCCGAACCUGUAAAACGAACUGUGGAAACCGCCAAAAGGGCCGAGGAUAUGCCACCAAGGCGGCCCUCGGAUGGGGCACCGGGCAGACGCCCGGAAAAUGCCCCUCAAAAACGCCCUGUAAGCACAGGGAAUCCGGAACGAUUACCUGAUAAUGCGGCAUCGCGCCCGCUUAAACGGCCAGCGGACAGUGUGUCGCCUAGUGUACCUGUCGAGGUGGCCACGCCCAAGGCCGGGGGUAGUGCUUCUAAUAUGUCGUCUCGGCGUGAAGAACUUUUACGAGAAUUGAAGGCUGUAGAGGAUGCCAUCGCUAGGAAACGAGCCAGAAUAGAAUAAUCCCACCCACAAUACACCACACACCCUGUGAAUAACAUUUGUGCCGCCUGACUCCAUAAAUAUAUUUACUCAAUUUUU